AUGAGUCAAGAUGCAGUGAUGGAAGACAUUAACUCAGCCGAUUACGUUUCCGAUGACUCCACUAAUUGCCAUUUGGUGGAUCUUGUUUUUCUUAUUUUGAAUGAUUCCGACACUGAUGAGGUUCGCCGCAUAGCCCGUAUCGAUCGCAUCACGUACAGGCUGAGGCGGACGUUCACGGCACCUCUGCUCUAUGCAUUUCUUCGUUACGCGUUACUGCCUGAGUCUGAAGCUUUUUCCAGAUUGUCCUCAUUUCUUCCUGUGGAAGAAUGGCAUGACUCGGACUCCAGUUGUGUAAUAUCUGCAGAUCAGCCUCCAACAGAAAAUUUGGUGCCAGAACUUGAGAUUUUUUGCUCUUUGCUCGUUCUCUUUUUUCUUAUUGACCAUAAGAAAUUCAAUGAGGCUAAAGCUUGUUCCUUAGCGUGUAUUAACCGGCUCAAGAGCCUAAACAGAAGAAAUAUAGAUAUCCUAGCAUCUAGACUAUAUUUCUAUUACUCGUAUAGCUAUGAGCUCACUGGUGAUCUUGCCGAAAUUCGCGAAGAUCUCCUUGCCUUGUAUUGUACUGCUACACGAUGCCAUGAAGAGCUCAGCCAGGAAACACUUAUAAACUUGUUGUUGCGUAACUAUCUUCAUUAUAACCUCUAUGAUCAGGCUGACAUGUUUAGAUCUAAGGCACCAAGAUUUGAAGUGCACUCGAACCAACAGUUUUGUCGAUAUCUCUUCUACUUGGGGAAGAUUAGAACAAUUAAGUUAGAGUAUACCGAUGCAAAAGAGAGUUUGCUUGAGGCUUCUCAUAAAGCCCCUGUUACAGCCCGGGGUUUCAGAAUUCAGUGUAACAAAUGGGCUAUAUUAGUCCGUCUGCUGUUGGGGGAAAUACCUGAGAGGUCAAUCUUUGUGCAGAAAGGAAUGGAGAAGGCUUUGAGACCAUAUUUUGAGUUGACAAAUGCUGUACGGAUUGGUGACUUGGAGCUGUUUCAGAGUAUUGCAGAGAAGUUUUCAAGCACCUUCAGUACUGACAAGACCCAAAACCUUAUAGUCCGCCUGCAAAAUAUUGUCAUCAGGGCUGGGUUACGCAACAUCAGUACCUCUUAUUCAUGCAUUUCACUUGCCGACGUUGCUGAAAAAUUGAGGUUGAAUUCUGAAACUCCAGUUGCAGAUGUCGAAAGCAUUGUAGCAAAGGCCAUCCGUGAUGGUGCAGUAGAUGCUACAUUGGAUCAUGCAAACGGUUGGAUGGUGUCGAGAGAGAUUGGUGACAUUUAUUCGACAAAUAAGCCUACAACUGCCUUCCAGUCCAGGAUUGCUUUCUUCCUUAACAUGUACAAUAAAGCAGUUGAAGCCGAGUAUUUUUCACCAUACUGGCCCAAGGAGGAAGAAAGCGUGAAUAGGAGAGAGAGGAUACAACGAGCGGAUGAACUGGCAAAGCUCAACGCCGAGGAGGAUUAUGAUGAUGCCUAUUUUUAA
Molecule: messenger RNA, 1458 nt
Organism: Hibiscus syriacus
Lineage: Eukaryota; Viridiplantae; Streptophyta; Magnoliopsida; Malvales; Malvaceae
Product: 26S proteasome non-ATPase regulatory subunit 3 homolog A-like
Exons: 8
Coding region: 1-1458 (485 amino acids)
Biological process (GO): regulation of protein catabolic process; ubiquitin-dependent protein catabolic process
Cellular component (GO): proteasome complex; proteasome regulatory particle, lid subcomplex
Molecular function (GO): enzyme regulator activity
Source: RefSeq, a predicted model, not a curated record